Molecule: messenger RNA, 1543 nt
Organism: Zea mays
Lineage: Eukaryota; Viridiplantae; Streptophyta; Magnoliopsida; Poales; Poaceae
Product: ovate protein
Exons: 1
Coding region: 84-1364 (426 amino acids)
Biological process (GO): negative regulation of DNA-templated transcription
Source: RefSeq, marked validated
CAUCAAUCCACCAUUGACCAAUUCCUCCCACACACUGAAGCCACCACCACCACAGCCUUUCUAGCAAGCACACGCUCGCCACAAUGCGCACGCCCUUCGUGGACAAGAGCCCCCAGUACCGCCGGGACAGCGCCGCCGGACGGCUCAAGCAGCGCCUGGCAAGGAUCCUCACGCGCUCCACCUGCACCACCAAUAACGCCGCUGCCGCCAGCUCGGGCGGCACGGCCACGGCCACGGCCUUCGUCAGCCUCGCCAAGACCAACAACGCCCACACCGCCGCCUCCUCAUCUCACCCGGAGCCGGAAGCGCCGCCCUCCCCGUACUUCUGCACGCCCUGCACCUACGACUACGAGCGCCCCAAGGCCGACCGCGGGACACGCCCGCGCCGCAGCCGCACCCGCAGCGCGUCGCUCGUACACAUCUCCGUGGACUGCACGGGCGGGGCCGCCUCCGGCCGCCGCUCCGCCCACUCCGACGCGCCGCUUCUGCAGCACCUCUUGUCGGAACAGGUGCCGGCGAGGGACGUCGUCGGCGGCACGAAGCAGAGCAAGGGCGGCGGCGGCAGGAGCAAGCUGACGACGGCGCGGUCGUCUCCGUCGGCGUCGAGGCGGCACUGCUCGUCCUCCUCCUCCUCCUGGGGCCGCGCCCGCGCGCGCCGGCCCAGCAGCACGCCCACGCCCUACAGCUGGUCGUCGUCGUCGCGGUCGUCCGCCACCGCGACGGACGACGAGCUCGCGCCGUUCAGCGGCAGCGACGACGAGGCCGGCGGCCAGGCGGCCGACAUGCGGACGCUCUUCUCGUCCCUCAGCUUCUCGUCCGACCCCACAUCAUCCGAGUUCUACCGCACCAACGGCGGCCGCAGCGGCAACGGCAACGCCAGCAGGAGGAGCCACAGGAACACGGCGAGUCGUCGUCGCGGCCGCCGCGCGCGCGCGCCACGGCGUGCGCUGUCGAGAUCCAGCGGCGGCGACCCGGCAGCACCGCCCGACGCCUUCCGGCCGCUGGUGUCCGUGGAGACGACGAGGCGCACUACGGAGCGCAGCGAGAGGAGCAAGGAAGACAAGGGUCUCAAUAACGCCAAGAAGCUGACGAUGACGAUGCUGGGCGCGGCCGCUGCCGCGGAGGAGGAGGAGGAGGAGGCCAUCGCCGCCGGCGCGGGCAUGGCUGUGGUGAAGCGCUCCAGCAACCCUUACCUGGACUUCCGCAGCUCCAUGGUGGAGAUGGUGGUGGAGCGGCGCAUCGCCAGCGUGGGGAAGAUGGAGGAGCUCCUGGGCUCGUACCUCUCGCUCAACUCGCCGCGCCACCACCCGGCCAUCCUCGCUGCCUUCGAGGACGUCUGGGAGGCCGUCUUCGGCGAGGAGUGAGUGACUGGGAGCGUCAAGCGUGAUCUCUUUCAGAGUACUGUUUCAAAACUUCUACGUACAUGCCAAUGUAUAAAUUGGCAACAUUUUGCCACGCCGAGAUGCUGUGGUGCUCAUCGUAUGUAACGAGCUUCAUAUACAUGGUGAUAAUUGAGCGCCUGAGUGGCUGAGUUCUACGAAAA